This is a messenger RNA of Drosophila suzukii, 615 nucleotides long. The record is from RefSeq and is a predicted model, not a curated record. Lineage: Eukaryota; Metazoa; Arthropoda; Insecta; Diptera; Drosophilidae.
GUGAACAGACCCAAAAUAUAUCAACCAUAUUUCAAUCAAAAAAAGUAUAAAAAGAUUUCAGAGCCAUGAAUUGCGUAUCCCUUAAGCGUUCAUUACCAUUGGAGGACGAUCAGCAGGAUACUUUUUCCGCAAAACGAAGACGCCAGGAGAGGAAAUCAACAAAAUUACCAUCCCUUAAGCGCCGCCUAUAUUUCGAGGACGAUUCGACUAUAUUUUUUCAGGCAAAACGAAAAUACAAUCCAAAAGAUACACCCAAAAAGGACAAGCAUUCAAUGGUUCCAGAAGAUUUUUUAAAAGGUUUACCCGUACUGCUGGAUACCGAUUCAAGUGAUUCGGAAGUUGAUUUCCAGUUAUCGCAGAUCCAUACAACAAAGAAGAUCAUUAAAGAUAAUACAAAUCUAUUUAGCUUUCAACAAUUGCAUUCCAUUUGCGCCGGAAUGAUGAAGCAAUGUGAAGACAGAGUUCGGGAGGAAUAUGAAGUGGCUUUGACCCAGAAAAUGGCAGAGCAAUAUGAUACAUUUAUCAAGUUCACUCACGAUCAAAUGCAGCGAGAAAGUGGAAUAAGUACCAGUUAUUUGACGUGAUUGUCUAAAAAUGUUGAUAGAUUUUUAAGUU